UGUGAUUAGCGCGUCCAUAUUAAAUUAAACGUCUCGUUUAAUAUCAUUAACCACUUAAAAUUUAAUUUUACACGUUACUACUGCUCUAUCAGUCGAGAUGCUGCCGGCAGCAAGCGAGGACCUGCUCGAUAAUAAGCAACUCACCGCCAACACCAAAGUCUACAAAAGAAGAUGGAUAAUCCUCACCAUUUUUAUUCUCUACGCAUUGGGCAAUUCGUUUCAAUGGGUGGAGUACAGCAUUGUCACCAACAUGGUGGUGAAAUAUUACAACGUCAGUUCUUUGGCCGUGGAUUGGACGGCUAUUAUUUAUUUGUGCAUUUACCCAGUUAUUGUCGUACCCGUGUCUUACGUAAUUGAAAUUCAGGGUUUGAGAGUCACCGCUCUGAUAGGUGGAAUCGUGACGGCUCUGGCUGCAGUUAUAAAAGUAUUCUCCAUCGAUAGAGAUCUGUUUUACGUGAUAUUGCUGGGACAAGCCUUAGGCUCGACCGCGCAGGUUUUUAUCCUGUGCUUGCCGCCCAAAAUAGCGGCUGUAUGGUUCAAACCUAGCGAGGCAUCGUUGGCGAAUUCUUUAGGCGUUUUCGGUACGCAAUUAGGCUUCGGUUUGGGAUUUCUGGUACCGUCGAUGACGAUUAGAGAUAUCGAUGAUAUGAAGUCGAUUGCGGCCGAUUUUCGGAAACUGAGCUGGAUGCUAGCAAUUUAUAUGGUACCCGUAGCUACUGCUAUAGUAUUCUAUUUUCCUCAUCGGCCUCCGUUGCCGCCGAGCGUGGUACAAACGGAAAACAAGAACCAGAAACGACCGACAUUUCGCGAAUUUUGUAUACGUUUUAUCGAAAUAAUGAAGGAACCCGGUUUCGCCUUGCAAUCUCUGGCUUACGGAACGAAUAUCGGAAGCUACGCAGCCUUUACAACGUUCUUGAAUCAAUUCGUCCUGCAGCACUUCAAAGACGGGCAAGAGGACGCAGGACGAAUGGGUUUAUUCUCGGUGGGCGUCGGAAUGGUAGGCACCAUAAUAUCAGGAGCGAUACUGGACAAAACGCACAAAUACAAGGAAACCAAUCUAAUCGUUUGUUAUAUGUCCGUAGUGAGCGUGCUCGCCAUGGUCGGAUCUCUUUGGUUAGGUAACAUGACUUGGACGUACAUGGCUUGCAUGCUGAUCGGGUUCUUCCUGAACGCCUAUUGGGCGACGGGCAUCGAACUGGGCGUGGAACUGUCCUACCCGGCGGACGAGAUCAUGGCCACCGGCAUUCUCACCGCCGCGUCCCAGGGCAUCGGGUGCUUCGUAUGCUGGGCUUUGGGGCCUUUCAACCUGCGAUUCGGAGCGCUGUGGAGCCUCGUUUUGCUGGCCGCGCUGCUCUUGAUCGGCGCAUUGCUCACUCAAUUCGUGCCCAACAUCAGAAAGCGCCAGGAGGAGUUCAAACGGAACGUUAACGGCGCCAUGUUAUUAACAAGCCCUGUAGCCACCAGACAUUCCAAUAGGUUACACAGACACUUAUAGGAUCCUGGAGGAAUAAUCGUAUUGUCUUCAGACUGCUCAAUAUAGGAAUUAAUAAACAUGAGAAUAACAAUUAAACGAUUUUAUUUGAAUAAAAC
Messenger RNA from Phyllotreta striolata, 1590 nucleotides. The record is from the annotation of a GenBank genome assembly. NCBI's taxonomy places the organism in Eukaryota, Metazoa, Arthropoda, Insecta, Coleoptera, Chrysomelidae.